This is a messenger RNA of Fonsecaea nubica, 879 nucleotides long. RefSeq names its product spermidine synthase. Gene Ontology annotation, cellular component: cytosol. The transcript is spliced from 3 exons. Gene Ontology annotation, biological process: spermidine biosynthetic process. Bases 1 to 879 code for a protein of 292 amino acids. The record is from RefSeq and is a predicted model, not a curated record. NCBI's taxonomy places the organism in Eukaryota, Fungi, Ascomycota, Eurotiomycetes, Chaetothyriales, Herpotrichiellaceae. Gene Ontology annotation, molecular function: spermidine synthase activity.
AUGUCCGAAAUCACUCAUCCUACAAUUAAAGAUGGCUGGUUCCGAGAAAUCUCGGACAUGUGGCCAGGCCAAGCCAUGAUCCUCAAGGUCAACCAAGUCCUUCACCAUGAGAAAUCCAAAUAUCAAGACGUCCUGGUCUUCGAAAGCAGUGAUCAUGGCACAGUCCUGGUCCUUGACAACGUUAUCCAAUGCACCGAGCGGGACGAGUUUUCUUAUCAAGAGAUGAUUACACAUUUGGCCAUGAACUCUCACCCGGACCCAAAGAAGGUCCUUGUCAUUGGAGGUGGUGAUGGAGGCGUUUUGCGGGAGGUCGUCAAGCAUGAAUCAGUGGAGAAGGCUAUUCUCUGCGACAUUGACGAGGCGGUCAUCCGCGUCAGCAAGAAAUACCUUCCUGGAAUGUCCAUUGGAUUCCAACACCCGGCAGUCGAGACCUUCAUUGGAGAUGGCUUCAAAUUCCUGGCAGACCGCAAGAACGAAUUCGACGUCAUUAUCACUGAUAGCAGUGAUCCCGAAGGUCCUGCAGAGACCCUUUUCCAGAAGCCUUACUUUGAGCUGCUCUAUGGAGCUCUGAAAGACGGUGGUGUCAUAACUACCCAAGGUUCCGAGAACCAAUGGCUCCAUUUGCCUCUGAUCACCAAGUUGAAGAAGGAGUGCAAAGAAGUUUUCCCAGUAGCAGAAUAUGCCUACACCACGAUCCCGACCUACCCCUCGGGCCAGAUUGGUUUUAUGGUCUGCUGCAAGGACGCCAACCGCAACGUCAAGGAACCAUUGCGAUCUUGGAGCCCCGAGGAAGAAGAGAAACUGUGCAAGUACUACAACAAAGAGAUCCACCGAGCGAGUUUCAUCCUUCCCACGUUCGCUCGGAAGGCAUUGAAGUAA